Megachile rotundata (alfalfa leafcutting bee) is the source of this 2731-nucleotide messenger RNA. Its product is annotated as glucose dehydrogenase [FAD, quinone]. NCBI's taxonomy places the organism in Eukaryota, Metazoa, Arthropoda, Insecta, Hymenoptera, Megachilidae. The record is from RefSeq and is a predicted model, not a curated record. Gene Ontology annotation, molecular function: flavin adenine dinucleotide binding; oxidoreductase activity, acting on CH-OH group of donors.
UCGUGGUACCGUGAACACCGAUCCUGUUCCUAGCGAGAGUAUCGUGAACGUAAACACGCCGGGGAUCCUCGAUGUCGAUAGUGCAAAACAUUCUUGAAAGGAUAACAAGGACAACGACCUUCUAGAGAUGAGCUGCAAUUGUCCAUUAACCCCGUCGACUGGUCCAACUUUAGCGUCAACAUGUGGCGGUCCAUCUUUCAUGCUCUUUAUGGGUCUUCUAGAAGUAUUUCUUCGCAGCCAAUGCGACCUUGAGGACCCAUGUAACAGACCUCAGCCACCUCCCACUGUGAACUCCAGGUACGAUUUCGUAGUGAUUGGAGGAGGAAGCGCCGGGGCGACAGCAGCAGCAAGAUUAUCAGAGGAACCAAGGUUUUCAGUGUUAUUGUUGGAAGCUGGAUUAGAUGAACCGACCGGAACUCAAAUACCCUCGUUUUUCUUCAAUUUCAUUGGAACUGACAUCGACUGGCAAUAUAACACAGAAAGCGAGGAAGGGGCGUGUUUGAACAAGGACGAUAGAAAAUGCUACUGGCCCAGAGGAAAGGUACUGGGUGGAACAAGCGUUAUGAAUGGAAUGAUGUAUAUGAGAGGCUCACGAAAGGAUUACGAUGACUGGGCCAGGCUUGGCAAUAUAGGAUGGUCUUAUCAAGAUGUCCUUCCAUAUUUCAUCAGGAGCGAAGACAAUCUUCAAGCAAACACCAUGGAUUAUGGUUAUCAUGGUGUUGGUGGACCGCUCACAGUCACUCAAUUCCCCUAUCAUCCACCUUUAAGUUACGCUAUCCUUGAGGCUGGAAAAGAACUCGGUUAUAGUCCCGUAGAUCUGAAUGGAAGGACGCACACAGGGUUCGCCAUAGCUCAAACAACUUCGAGAAAUGGCUCGCGGCUUUCAACUGCUCGAGCAUUUUUACGACCAGCCAGGAAUCGUCGGAAUCUGCAUGUGAUGCUGAAUUCUACAGCCACGAGGAUCCUUUUCGAUAACAAUAAAAGAGCAGUCGGUGUAGAAUUUGUUCAUGAUGGAAAGAUUCAUCGUGUUUCGGUAGCCAAGGAGGUGGUCGUAAGCGGAGGCGCUGUAAAUUCACCACAGAUACUUCUGAAUAGCGGUAUCGGACCACGGGAAGAAUUGAGUGCCGUUGGUGUCCCUGUUGUGCACGAUCUACCAGGUGUCGGUAAAAAUCUUCACAAUCAUGUCGCCUACACGUUGGCCUUCACCAUCAAUGAUACAGACACGACUCCCCUCAACUGGGCUACUGCCAUGGAAUAUCUUUUGUUCCGAGAUGGUUUGAUGUCUGGCACAGGUAUUUCCGAGGUAACUGCAAUGGUAAACACGAAGUACGCGAAUCCUCAAGAGGAUCAUCCAGAUGUGCAACUGAUCUUCGGCGGUUACCUGGCAGACUGUGCAGAAACCGGUAUGGUCGGUGAAAUGAAAGGAGCAAAUCGCACGAUUUAUAUCAUUCCAACGUAUUUGCACCCGAAGAGCCGUGGUUAUCUUCGUCUGCGAAAUAACGAUCCUCUGUCGAAGCCGAUGAUUUACCCGAAGUAUCUGAGCCACCCUGAUGACGUGGCCGGCCUCGUUGAAGCUAUUAAAUUUGGUAUCAAGUUGUCUCAGACCCAGGCUCUCAGUAGGUACGGUUUCCAAUUGGAUCGUACACCAGUGAAGAACUGCGAGCACCUCAAAUUCGGAUGUGACGCUUACUGGGAAUGUGCCGCGAAACACGACACGGCACCAGAAAAUCACCAAGCUGGUUCUUGCAAAAUGGGUCCACCAGACGAUCCUCUGGCUGUCGUGGAUAAUCAAUUAAGAGUCAGAGGUGUGAGAGGUGUAAGAGUGGCGGAUACUAGUAUCAUGCCAAGGGUGGUUUCCGGUAACACUAAUGCACCUGCUAUUAUGAUCGGCGAACGAGUCGCUGACUUCAUAAAAAGGACCUGGAUUGGCUGACAAAAAUCCUUACGUUAAGAAGAGUAUCCUUUGAAAUCAAAAAUCUUCACUGAAAAAUAUUUUUAAUUGACCACCGCCGAACGUCGUAUCAAAAAAAUUGGUAUUUUGAAAAUUGUUGAAUAAUGAAAAUUUGUGAAUUUACGAAAUGAGGUUAAGAAUGUUUUUCCUCAUUAUUUGAAGAAAUAAUUGAAAUUGAUGACUAAAUUAUUUAUUAGGCAAAAUAAGUAAUUUGCUUAAUAUGAAAUGAAGUGAAAAGUAUGUUCCUUUGUAUUACGAGAAGAAUUACAAAUUGUAAUGAUAAAGUAGUUGUAAAUGUUGAAUGUUUUUUAAUGAGUUAAACAUUUUUAAUUUCUUGAAUUUAAAUACUUCGAUGUGGUGGAUUUAAUUAGAAAUUUCUUUCAGUGUUUCAAUGAAAAAGGCUAAGGUAGCGCUGUGCGCAUUCGAUCAUCGUAGAAAAUAAAAAAUUAAAAUAAUUCCUAUGGAAUACGAAUCGAAUACAAAUUCUUAAAGCUUUUCUGUAACAUACAAAAAUUGAAUUUUGCACGGUGAAUUUGAAAAAUUUUUAAUCGUUUUUCGUUGUAAAGGCAGCUACCUCGGUUUUAAGCCCAUUUUAUUUAGAAAAAAAUAUUGAGAGCUAUUGUAAAUAGUUCGAUAGUAUUAAAUACAAAUAUUUUAAUAGAUACAUGUAAUUUGCUGAGAAAGAUUAUCAAAAAUUGUCAAUGAAGUGAAGAAUACAAUAAUAAUACGAAAAAAUUUUUUUAAAAAUGUCUUUUGACAAAAUUUAUAAAAUGAUGCAUA